Mizuhopecten yessoensis (Yesso scallop) is the source of this 1206-nucleotide messenger RNA. Its product is annotated as tripartite motif-containing protein 6-like. The record is from RefSeq and is a predicted model, not a curated record. Bases 1 to 1206 code for a protein of 401 amino acids. The transcript has a single exon. Gene Ontology annotation, molecular function: zinc ion binding. NCBI's taxonomy places the organism in Eukaryota, Metazoa, Mollusca, Bivalvia, Pectinida, Pectinidae.
AUGUGUGACAAAUGUAAGGACGUUCAUCAACGUGGGAAGAAGACACGGAAUGACGACGUUGUACCAAUUCAAGAGGCAGACAAACAAGGCAAGGUACUACUACCAGAGGUAUGUAAGACCCACCCUGGUAAAACAUUAGAACUGUUCUGUAAAGAAUGUCUCGUCGUAAUGUGUUCGAUGUGUUUUACCCAGAAACACAAUCAACACACUGUUGGCCAUAUUGAAGAAGAAAUGGAGUCACAGAAACGGUACGCGCAAGAACAACUGGAAACGUUAAAUUCCAAGUUAUACUACUUUAGUGAUCAUCGUUCAAAGCGCCAUGAAGCAAGCAAAACAUUCAGAGAAAGCCUUGAUGUUGUUCGGAAAGAUGUUCAAGCCCAGGGAUUAAUGUUGAAAGCCGAAAUUGAUUCUAUCGUCACCUCAAUACUGGUGGAGUUGUCAUCUUUGGCUGCUGAGGAAGACGAAUCCUGCAAACAGGAUUGUCAGCCGGAUGAGAAGCAUGUCAAAGAUAUAACACAGCUGAUUGGAGAUAUAGAGCAGAAAGCAGAACAGAUGUCCAGUACAGAAUUGUUUGAGCUGACGGGGAGACUGAGAAAUACUGUACCGCUGUAUGACGUCACUGGGAAAAGUGUACAUGUACCACAACGCACACCAAGCUUGGUAACCGGUCAACUUGAUACAAAGCAGUUGAAAGAAAUGAUUGGAUAUGUUUCCGCCAGGUAUGAGAAGAAGGAAGUCGACAGUCGACAUGUCCUGAAUCUUUCUAUGUUCCGAGUUCCUCAUCAGAAUACAAUAAUCUCAAUUUGUCCUACUGAAGACUCUCAGGCAUGGAUGUCAGUACAUGAAUCUACAGAAUUGAUUAAAGUCAACAAGGAAGGUAAGGUCAUAGAGUCUGUCAAGCUUGACUUUAACCGGUGGUGUCUGACAGUGACCAACACAGAAGAACUACUGAUCACGUGUCGUGGUAGUUUACCACUGAUAUACAAACUAUCAAAGGACAGACAAGUGACCAGGUUUACUGACAUCAGUCCACUUAAAGCCUGGGGUAUCAGUGUCAGUGACAGUGACGAGGUGUUUGUUACUACUAACACUAUAACAAUACUGGUACUGAACAUGUCCGGGGAGAAUCAGACAAAUCUCUUGUGGGCAGAUUGGGAUCAGAAUCGUAUGUUUGACAGAAGGAAACCUAGCUGUUGCCACUGGUGA